This is a messenger RNA of Falco peregrinus (peregrine falcon), 1173 nucleotides long. It is a transcript of the gene ASB11, whose product is annotated as ankyrin repeat and SOCS box containing 11. The coding region runs from base 16 to 984 and encodes 322 amino acids. The transcript is spliced from 7 exons. Gene Ontology annotation, biological process: intracellular signal transduction; positive regulation of protein catabolic process; protein ubiquitination. Gene Ontology annotation, molecular function: protein binding. The record is from RefSeq and is a predicted model, not a curated record. Lineage: Eukaryota; Metazoa; Chordata; Aves; Falconiformes; Falconidae.
AAAGAGCAAAUCAAAAUGGAGGGCAGUUCCAUACUCCAUGCUUUCACUAACAUUUAUUUUGCCAUUUUUGCUUUGUUUUGCUUCAAGCUUCUAAUUAAGAUUUCCUUGGCUUUGCUGACCCAUUUCUAUAUUGUUAAAGGCAACAGAAAAGAGGCUGCCAGGAUAGCAGAAGAGAUCUAUGGAAUAGUCCCAGGCGGCUGGGCAGACCGAUCCCCUCUUCACGAAGCUGCCUUCCAAGGACGCCUCUUGUCUUUGAAAACCUUGAUUGCACAGGGUUUCGAUGUGAACCUGGUGACAACAGACCGUGUGUCGGCUCUCCACGAGGCCUGUCUGGGUGGCCACGUCGCCUGCGCGAAGGUGCUGCUGGAGAACGGUGCUCAGGUCAAUGCAGUCACCAUCGAUGGGAUCACUCCUCUGUUUAAUGCCUGCUGCAGUGGCAGUGUGGCCUGUGUCAACAUGCUGCUCGAAUUCGGAGCCAAGCCGCAGCUCAGGAACAACCUUGCUUCACCCAUUCAUGAAGUGGUCAAGAGAGGUCACAGGGAGUGCAUGGAGAUCCUUCUGGCCCAUGAGGUUGACAUUGACCAAGAAGACCCGCAGCACGGGACCCCGCUCUAUGUGGCUUGCAUGUACCAGAGGACAGACUGCGUCAAGAAGCUUUUGGAGCUAGGAGCCAACGUUAACAUGGGGAAGCGACUAGACACCCCCCUCCAUGCGGCAGCAAGGAAAUCCAGCGUGGAGGUAGUCAACUUGCUGACAGACUAUGGUGCUAACCUGAAAUGUAGAAAUGCUGAAUUCAAAUGUGCCCUGGAUCUUGCCAUCCCCAACAGCAAAGUGGAGCAAGCUCUUCUGCUUCGGGAAGGUCCUGCCAGCCUUGCCCAGCUGUGCCGGUUGUGUAUCAGAAAGCAUCUGGGUCGGUCGUGCCUAUAUGCAAUCCAAAAGCUGCGCCUGCCUGAGCCACUCGAGAACUUUCUCCUUUAUCGAUAAGUUUGUGACUGUCUUUACACUGGAAAAGAAAGAGGAACAAAUGGUGGUUUAUUCCAAAAUUAUUAUAUCAAAGAAAAAAAAAACAACCCAAAGUCAUCAUUUACUGUCUAAUCGGGGUACCAAACAUUAGUUGCUAUGUGACAGUGCAAAAUGAAAACAGCUUUUCACAGACAGUGAAUGAUAUUAUGG